Dibothriocephalus latus is the source of this 474-nucleotide messenger RNA. The record is from the annotation of a GenBank genome assembly. NCBI's taxonomy places the organism in Eukaryota, Metazoa, Platyhelminthes, Cestoda, Diphyllobothriidea, Diphyllobothriidae.
AUGACUUCUAAGGCAGUCCUCAUUGACAAAGGAAUCAUUUUGGCAGUCGGCGGCAGGCACGACGUCCCAGGAGAGCCUGCAAUGUUGCUAGCAUUUGUCAUUAGGGCCUACUUGAGUGCGACGUCAGUCACGCUGAAACCGGUGCUCUGGUGUUCCUACCCCCGUGACGUCUACGGUAUUUAUAUCGACAACUGUCGUCACGACAAUGCUUCCACCCUUCCCACGGACGGCCCCGAGGCCCUACAACGAAGAACCGUCGCUGACUGCAUCAAAACUUUGUUAGACGCAUGGGAAGGGAGUUUCUCUGAUCUAUUGAGAGUAGGUGCUGACGUUGCCGUUCCUGUCUCGUGGAAUGAUCUUGGGACUGCUGUGGCUGUUGCUGCUGUUGAACGUGACUAUGGUGACUAUGUUCAUGAUGACGUUGAUGGUGAUGUUGGGGCGCUUGGCUCCGAAGUCGAACAGGCUCCUGUAUAG